This is a messenger RNA of Macroventuria anomochaeta, 688 nucleotides long. RefSeq lists its product as uncharacterized. The record is from RefSeq and is a predicted model, not a curated record. The transcript has a single exon. The coding region runs from base 94 to 456 and encodes 120 amino acids. NCBI's taxonomy places the organism in Eukaryota, Fungi, Ascomycota, Dothideomycetes, Pleosporales, Didymellaceae.
AUUUGUUUGACUGAAGGUUAUUCAGCGCACUGUCAGGUACUCUGAGCUCGGAAAUCGCUAUCACCAAUUCUUGGACAUCGAAAAUGUCCGGGAAUGUUCAAACCAGAUCCUGUAGUACCUCAGAGUACUCCGAUUAGCGAUAAUUGUAGAUAUCUAUGGUUACGACCCAGGAGAACCGUGGUUGAGGUGACCAGGGGCUGGAGGACCUCGAUUAUCCUGAACGACAAGGAUUGUGAAAACCGCAAUCAUGAAUACUGGCUUGCCUUGAUCGAGCACAGUGGAGCCGAGAAGGACUCGCAAUACCCAACCUCAGAAGACUACAAGAAUAGAACCGACGAUGUUGACCAAUGUGGCGGCAUGGGCCGCUGUAGUAUACUGAUAGCUACGGUAAACGAUAACGUAGGACUAUCGGGUCGAUAUAAUACUGCGCUGAGUUGCUACCUAGCUACAACAUGACGAUAUAUACUGUCCCUGGAACGUGCUAGUACAGAACAAACUAAGUAAGGGUAAUGGGGUUUCGUAAGGGCCGGCUGAUACCGCAACACUCAACCUUGGUUGAACUGGAGCCAGGAAGGAGUUGAACAACCGAAAACUUGGAAAAUCGGGAAAGAAAAUUGAAGAGGGGAAACUUACGAUAAUAUGUCGGGAUCAAGGCUGGAGGAAGUCACAGUGCUCUGAGUGGUGGGUA